Messenger RNA from Engraulis encrasicolus (European anchovy), 1726 nucleotides. It is a transcript of the gene tac4, whose product is annotated as tachykinin precursor 4. Lineage: Eukaryota; Metazoa; Chordata; Actinopteri; Clupeiformes; Engraulidae. The record is from RefSeq and is a predicted model, not a curated record. The transcript is spliced from 5 exons. The coding region runs from base 905 to 1246 and encodes 113 amino acids.
UAUGCCAGAUGGCCAGUCCAGCCGUGAUUAUGAGUACUGCUGUAGUAUUGAAAUGUCGAUAUGGUGAUGAUGGAGCGAGGAAGUUCACCUUUGGAAGAUGAUGCACAUAGGCCAUUGGUUUUUCAGAAGUGAAUACCUGCUGGUGACCACUUGCUUGACUGGAAAUGAAGUUCCGACUCCCAUGGUUUGAGGUAACCAGAGGGGCAAUCCAAUCUGUCCGAGAGAAUUCAGGCGAUCAAUAUCUGGACACAAAGGCCUUCUGUGCAUUGCAGCAAAGACAUUGGACCAAAUAGAAGCAUAUUGCUAGCACUGCUGUUAGACAUUUUAUGUUUUCUGACAUCAGCCACCAUCAUCACCACCAAGUGUCUUUUUUUGCCUGUCUCAUUGGCAAAAUGUACUAUAGGAUGAUGACUUACAAAAAAAGAGGUGACCUUUCUUUGAAAUGGCAAGGUGUCCUAGAGUAAUCAGUCAUGACUUGAAUAAAAAAAAUUAUAGAAAUAAAUUUUCAUUUUAUUAGGGUGUUGUUGUCACAUUAACGACUGGGAGUUAACCACCUGUUGGUAGGCUUGUGAAAUGCUCCAGUCUAUCUGGUAAGAUUAAAAGAGUAUUUAGCGCGUGUGAGUGGUCAACAACGUUUCAAGAAUUGGUCAUGACCUGAGUUUGUUUUCCAACCUUAAGGCAAAAGUGUCUUCAAUCCUCUUGCCUUUUUUAUCAGCGACUGAGUGAAGACCAAUUAAUGAUUCAAAGGGAGGUCUGACGGCGCAGCUCUAGUCCGUAUAAAAAUGCCUGCACAUCGCAGCAUCUAGUCAGUGUGGAUCUUGGCACUGAAGUUCAGACAGCCGUUUGACAAUAUCAGUGCAGUUUCGUGCGCGUUCAGUUGUUUUGUUUUUUAUAGAGAAUAGACAUGCUGAACAUAGAAAUGGCUAAACUUGCUGUCUUGGCAGUCAUCUUAUACGUUCAGGUGGAAGGCUCAUUUGGGUCUUUGGAGGAUGACCGGGAUAUUUGGUCACUGGAAAGCUGGCAGGAGGAUCCAUCGGACAGUGGCGUUGCCAUGCGUAUUGCUGAUCUCAUGAAGAGGUCGAAGUCUCAUCAGUUCCAUGGAUUGAUGGGCAGAAGUUCUGAUGUCCAACCUGUGCGUCUUGGUCGAAAACGUAAUAAAGGGGAGAUGUUUGUCGGUCUGAUGGGCAGGAGGUCUUCGAGUGGAGAGGUACAAAGGGAAUGGGAGAAACCACCAAACUACUACUAAAGAUGCCACGGACGGACUUGAAACACCUAAAGCUAGACAAUUCUCUCUACAAAAUCUGACCAAUACGCAGCCGGUCAUUAUUCCAAUACAAUGUUAAUCCUUACAUAAAAAGACAGCCACGGUCUAAGGUGCAUUUUAUAAAUGAACGUGAAUCUGUAUAGGUCUGCACAACUGUCAUAUCCGUGCAAAUCUAAAUGAUCAGAUUAUAUUUGUAAAUAAUAAGGUAUGAACUGAUGAACAGAGAAGGAUGUCUGAUUUCCAAUACUAACAAUAACCUGUUUGUCUUUAUUUGGGUGACAUAUUUACUUUCUUUCUUGGGUAACAUGUUUACUUUCUUGUUUGCACUUUCGUUUCACUUACAUACUACAUCACUGAUUAAAUGUACUGGCUUUAUCAACAGAUUCAAUAUUGUUGGACUAUAAUGAUUAAAAAAUAUUUUUUGUUCUCCAAAACCUUGUGUAUUGCAUUAUUCUCAUUGAA